This is a messenger RNA of Rubroshorea leprosula, 2063 nucleotides long. The record is from the annotation of a GenBank genome assembly. Lineage: Eukaryota; Viridiplantae; Streptophyta; Magnoliopsida; Malvales; Dipterocarpaceae.
GAGAUUUUUGGGUACCGUUUUGGGGCAAAGGAAUAAGUAAAGCUCAUGUGUAUUAAAGACUUUCUUAGUAAUUGAAUUGAAUUUUUGUUUUUUGUUAGGAACAAUUGUAACCAAUAGGAUUUGUGUUUGGUCUUGGGAAUCGCAAUGGAUGAGAGAAUGAGGGAUGUUGCUGAAGCGGGAGACAUUGAAGCCCUGUAUGCACUAAUUCAGGAGAAUUCAUUUGUUUUAGACAACAUUGAUACAUUUCCUUUCGUUGACACUCCACUACAUAUAGCAGCCUCUAAAGGGCACAUUGAUUUUGCUAUGGAAAUGAUGAACUUAAAGCCAUCAUAUGCAAGGAAGCUAGACCCUGCUGGGCGAAGCCCCAUGCAUCUUGCCCUGUUAAAUUGCCAAACUCAUGUAGUACAUGAGCUCCUCAAAGUUGAUAAAGAUCUUGUCCGUGUCAAAGGGAGGAGCAGUUGGACUCCUCUGCAUUAUGCAGUGGAGAAGGGGAACCUGGAUCUUAUAGCUGAAUUUCUUGAGGCUUGCCCCGAAUGCAUUACAGAUGUGACCAUUCAAGGCCAGAAUGCCAUACAUAUUGCGAUAAGCAACAAUAACUUUGAAACUCUGGAACUUCUGGUUUGUUGGCUUGAAAAGAUCACUCACAAAGAUGCUGACAUUUGGAAUAAACAAGUCCUGAAUGGGAUAGAUCGCGAAGGAAACACAGUUCUACAUAUAGCUACAUCCAUUAAUCAUCCCCAGAUGGUAGGAUUAUUAUUAGAAUGUAAGAUGAUCUCCAAGAACGAAGUCAAUUUGAACGGCCAUUCAGCUUUGGAUAUGUUAUCCGGCCAAGUUAACAACAGCGAAGCUGCAAACAUUCUUCGUCAAGCUGGAUGUCUAGAAGCUAAAAGAAUUCCUGCGCGUCAAACAUUAGCAGAGUCAUUGAGAACAAGAAUGUCUUGGUCACAGAAAUUACGAAGAACAAUGGUGCGGCAGAAUAACAUGAUAUCUAGUGACAUGAGGAAUGCUAUGCUGGUAGUAGCUGUACUGAUCCUAACAGCAACCUACCAAACAUGUCUUACUCCACCUGGAGGUGUUUGGCAGGGUAACUUAGGUGACCCAGUGCCCAGUCCCUCAAGUGCACCUUCCACUCCCUCAAGAGUAUUUGACACUCCCCCACCCCCACCUACGAGUGGCGUGUUCCCAUCCAGCCCUUCCCCAUCCGACCUUCCUUCCGGCAAGGCUAUCACUCCCACACCCCCACCUACGAGUGGCGUAUUCCGAAACCCUCCUCCCAGCGAGGCUGUCACUCCCCCACCCCCACUUAUCACUCCCUCACCCCCAACUGCGAGUGGCGUAUACCGAGACCCUCCUUUCGACUAGCCUGUCACUCCCCCACCCCCACCUAUCACUUCCGCACCCCCACCGAUGAGUGGCGUAUUCCCAAACGACCCUUCCCCAUCCCAUCUUCCUCCCGGCAGGGCUGUCACUAAUGCCCCUAAAAGUAAGGUCGGGCUCUCAAUCAUGUCCACACCUAAUUUUAUAUACUUCUAUUUUAUAAACACUGCAACUUUCUUGACUACAACAACCGUAGUGUUUCUCCUACUUCCUGAUAACACAAUAAACCUGCUUACCUUACCAGUCAUGUUGUUCAUUCUCUGCUACUUGCUGUCAAUGACGUACCUAGCUCCAUUUCCAAUUCCAAAUUCCCCUCGGCUUCAACCAUUUGCACCUAUUAUUAUUGCUACUCUGCUCUUCCUUGUUGUGUGUUUGCCUAAGUUUUUCAAUCUUAAUCUCCAAUCUUAAGGGGCUAGUUUAAAUGUUUCUGCUUAUUAAGAUUAAUGCAUGUUAAUUUUCUUUUCGGGUCAGCAUUAUGGAUGUUUUCUUGUAUAAGAAACUUGAUCAUCAAAAGGAAAGUUAUCGCACGCUUGUAUUUGCAUUUUGCUUAAUACUAUGUAUUUUCUUAAUAUGUUACUUUUCAUGUUGAGUACUUUUUAUCUCAUGAAUCAUGAACAAACUAUGAUGUUCCCAUUUCAAUGAUACACUGAGAACUGUCAUGCCCUCAAUAAAACAAGAGAAAUCAA